AUGAAGGAAUUCGUUCAUGCUUGGUACUCGAAAAUUACAUCGGACCACACUUUCACAGACGAGGUCAUCCAGGUGAUUGCUCACUGCACCCGUGCUCUCGAACAGCGACUGCGACAUGUUGACGUACAAGGACUUGUGUUGGACGAGAUCCCUUCCUUGAUCGAAGCACAUAUCACUGCAUAUCGUAUGGCAUACCAAAGCGCUACGACCUCUAAAUCUAAAUCCCAGCUUCGAACGGCUUAUCACGCGCUGAACCCACACCCCGCCCUCUCUCAUGUGCCGGAGGAAUUGGUUUCCGCAUUUCCCCUAGAACAGCAGAACGAGGAGUCGAUUUAUCGCCAAAUGUUAGCGCAAGGGCUCUUAGCCAUCCUUCUCCCUACGGAGGAGCUGGAAAAUAUAUGUCUUCGGACUUUGGUGGCUGAUAUCCUAGCAGACCUUCUACUCGGCGAAAUCGUUGGGGAAAGGGUCGCUGAAGGGUGGUGUAUAUGGGAGAUUAUUACAAAGCUUGCUGAAGAGCUGAGGCCGGGUACGGACGAAAAUGUAAAAGUGGAGCAGACGAGAAAGAGUCAACUGGAGAAUUUUGGUCUCUUGUCUUCUCCAACGGAAGCCGACGGUCUCAAAACCACUGAAAACCAAUCAUCUCUAUCAAUUCUCCUAUGGGCGCUUUUGCAGUAUGCAUACCUAGCAUACGCGAUGGUUCGAUUUGUUACCCUCGAGGUGGCUCAGGUAGCAUCUUCUUCGUCAUUGAUGCCCGUGCGAGGGUCCUGUGUCAAAUGGCAGCUUCGAAAACCCCUGCCACUGAAACCCCCGCCCUUGUCCGAUGAUAGCGCCGUGCGACUUCCUAUUCUCAAGUAUAGGAUUUUUGGGAUGGCAUCUCAACUCGUCGAGGUCCCACGGCGCAUGCCGUGGCUUGGGGGAUCUUUGGCGCUCGCUCAACACGUGCUGUUGAAUGGCCCGGGAAGGAUUGGAGAGACGGACGGCUUUAUUGAUAGGUGA
Molecule: messenger RNA, 996 nt
Organism: Uncinocarpus reesii 1704
Lineage: Eukaryota; Fungi; Ascomycota; Eurotiomycetes; Onygenales; Onygenaceae
Exons: 2
Coding region: 1-996 (331 amino acids)
Biological process (GO): protein targeting to lysosome; endosome to lysosome transport; early endosome to late endosome transport
Cellular component (GO): early endosome; extrinsic component of endosome membrane; late endosome
Molecular function (GO): phosphatidylinositol binding
Source: RefSeq, a predicted model, not a curated record